This is a messenger RNA of Magnolia sinica, 1501 nucleotides long. Its product is annotated as probable ADP-ribosylation factor GTPase-activating protein AGD11. The transcript has 9 exons. NCBI's taxonomy places the organism in Eukaryota, Viridiplantae, Streptophyta, Magnoliopsida, Magnoliales, Magnoliaceae. The coding region runs from base 244 to 1353 and encodes 369 amino acids. Gene Ontology annotation, molecular function: phospholipid binding; GTPase activator activity. The record is from RefSeq and is a predicted model, not a curated record.
GCCUAAUCCGCGUUCGUGCAUGAGCAGCCGUUCACACGUGCAUGGGCCUGUGAAGUUCCUGGAUGAAAUCAUUUUUUCUUGGCGAACGGUAAUACGUAUGGCAUGGCAUGCACAGGUGCCGCGACGCGAAUCCUCUUGUCCACGUCCCGGCACGAAGAAGUAGCACAUCCAAUGCUUAUUCUCGGAUCACACACAUUUUCUUUCCCUUUCUUGAUUUGGGUCUGAAAAUUCUGACGCCUUCAGAUGGCUACCACUCGAGAGAGCAGCAUUUCCCGCCCUCUGCCAGGUCCACUGAAAAGGCUGGAAGACAUAUUAGCUCAUCCAGGCAAUAAGAUUUGUGCGGAUUGUGGCUGCCCAGAUCCAAAAUGGGUGUCAACAAGUCUCGGAGCGUUCAUUUGCAUCAAGUGCUCCGGAGUUCAUAGAAGCCUUGGAGUGCAUAUAUCAAAGGUUCUGUCAGUAAAGCUAGAUGAAUGGACAGAAGAAGAAGUUGAUUCUUUGGAGGAGAUGGGUGGCAAUGCUAUCGUAAAUAUGAAAUAUGAAGCUUUUCUUCCCGAAAACUACAAAAAACCAAGUCCAGAUUCCUCAAUAGAGGAACGGUCCGAUUUCAUCAGGAAAAAAUAUGCAUUGGAACAAUUUUCAAAAUCUGCUGAAGAGAAUGCCUCCACGUCAUUGGCAAGUCCAAGCUCAUCCUCGCAUAAUGUAUCUCCUACUAGUAGCUCUGGUCCAUCCCUUGACAAGAAACGCGGUGAGAAACAACACACCAGCAGCGGCCGUCUCCAUGGCCUUGGUCAUGCAUUUCGCAAUAGCCGGAAGAAAAAAGUAUCUGAGCAGAAGACAGCAAAAAUCAACUCAAUGGUGGGUAUGGUGGAAUUCGUUGGAUUGAUAAAAGUCAAUGUUGUAAGAGGCACCAAUCUAGCUGUUCGUGAUAUGACGACUAGUGAUCCUUAUGUAAUCAUCACAAUGGGAAACCAAUCGUUGAAAACACACGUAGUAAAGAGAAGUUUAAACCCAGUUUGGAAUGAAAGCCUAAUGCUGUCAAUCCCAGAGCCCGUCCCACGUCUGAAGUUGCAGCAAGUGUAUGAUAAGGACACGUUUUCCACAGACGAUCAUAUGGGGGAAGCUGAAAUCGACAUCCAGCCCCUAAUCUCUGCUGCCAAAGCAUAUGAGAACUCUACCAUCACGGAAUCCAUGCCAAUCGGGACAUUGCUGGCAGAUGAAGACAGUACUCUAGUUAAAGAUAGCACAAUCACCAUUGCCGAAGGAAAGGUAAAGCAAGAGAUCACCCUGCGUCUGCAAUAUGUUGAAUGCGGAGAGUUGGAAAUUGAACUUGAAUGUGUUCCACUUAGCCAAUGAGCUCAGAAGAAAAAAAAAAAAAAACAUCUUUUAUCAUCUUGCAUUCCCCUCUAUGAUAACAAUUUUACACUUUGCUUGGCCUUCUAUUCUAUGAGGAAUUAUCCAUGUUCUUAGUUAUUGGCAUGUAUUCCCAACUACUAUUUUCUUA